This is a messenger RNA of Glycine soja, 2550 nucleotides long. RefSeq names its product floral homeotic protein APETALA 2-like. Lineage: Eukaryota; Viridiplantae; Streptophyta; Magnoliopsida; Fabales; Fabaceae. The record is from RefSeq and is a predicted model, not a curated record. Gene Ontology annotation, biological process: regulation of DNA-templated transcription. Gene Ontology annotation, molecular function: DNA-binding transcription factor activity; DNA binding. Bases 454 to 2058 code for a protein of 534 amino acids. The transcript is spliced from 10 exons.
GAGUCACAUUGAAAAGUAAAGAGAGAAGCAAGUGGUGUGAGAGAGAGAGAGGGGGUGUUAAGGAGAGGGUGAGAUGCCUUCGUCUAAGCUUGCUCAAACUGGCCUCGUCUAUGCUGUAUUGGGCAGUUGUGGAAUACAAAGAUCUUUGAACAUCUCCUUUACUACAUUUUUGCAACACCUACCCCUUUCUCUCUCUCUCUUUCACUCAUCCUAGGUUUGAUUUUUCCUUCUCUCAAUUCCCAACCUCGCAUCUCCCAUUAUUUUAUUCUCAAACCACGACAACAAAAGCACAAACUUGGUUUCUCAAUUUCUUCCUCUCGAUCCUACCCGAGUUAAAUUAAAAACAAGAGGAGAGAAAACAAAACAGAACAAAAUAAAGGUUUGGUCUUUUGAAGUGGGAGUGAGGAAUCAGACAUCUGGGUUGGUUGCUUGCUAGGUUCGGUUAAUGUUAGAAUGUGGGAUCUCAACGACUCACCCGAUCAGAGGAUUAACAAGGACGAGGAAUCCGAAGAAGGGUGUUCUUCCCUCAAUAAAACUUCCUUCGAUGGAGAUGAUGACAACAACAACAACAAAGGCAAAAGGGUUGGAUCUGUUUCCAAUUCAAGCUCUUCAGCAGUAGUCAUCGGAGACGGGUCAGAAGAAGAGUACGAGGAGGAAGAAGAAGAUGAAGAAGGUGUUGGUGUUGGUGGUGGAAGAAGUAUGAAGAAACGUAGCAGCAAGAUUUUCGGGUUCUCUGUGACCCAAAAUGAAGAAGAGUCCAUGGACAGUGACCAUCCACCUGUGACUAGACAAUUUUUUCCGGUGGAAGAUGCUGACGUGGCGGUUGCAACCGGUGGUGGUGGAACCGGUGUAAGCUCAACGUUCCCUCGUGCUCACUGGGUAGGUGUGAAAUUUUGCCAAUCAGAAACACUUGGCACCGGAAAAUCAUCAGUGGAAGUUUCUCAGCCUAUGAAGAAGAGUCGCCGAGGACCGAGGUCAAGGAGCUCUCAGUAUAGAGGAGUCACCUUCUACAGAAGAACGGGUCGCUGGGAGUCUCAUAUAUGGGAUUGUGGAAAACAAGUGUAUCUAGGUGGAUUUGACACAGCACAUGCGGCUGCUCGUGCAUAUGAUAGAGCGGCUAUUAAAUUCCGAGGAGUGGAGGCGGACAUUAACUUCAACAUUGAAGAUUAUGAAGAUGACUUGAAGCAGAUGAGCAAUCUUACCAAGGAAGAGUUCGUGCACGUGCUUCGCCGACAAAGCACUGGAUUUCCGAGAGGGAGUUCCAAGUAUCGAGGUGUCACUUUGCACAAGUGUGGAAGAUGGGAGGCUCGAAUGGGCCAAUUUUUAGGGAAAAAGUACGUUUAUUUGGGUCUCUUCGACACUGAGAUCGAAGCUGCAAGGGCUUAUGACAAAGCUGCCAUAAAAUGCAACGGCAAAGAGGCGGUAACAAAUUUUGAUCCCAGCAUCUAUGACAAUGAGCUCAAUUCCGCAGAAUCCACAGGUAACGCUCCAGAUCACAAUCUGGAUUUAAGUUUGGGCAAUUCAACUUCAAACCCUGGCAACGAUCAAGCGUUGGGGAAUCAAGCCCCAAAUGCUGUAACCCAUGAUCAGCACAUGCCAUCUGAGUCUAAUUGGCGUAAUGGGGGAAUCAAGCCUAAGCUGGUGAAUAUACUCCCAAAACCAUGUUACAGAAGCAACAACAAGGACACACAUGGAAGGGAUGUGCACGGGGAGAGUGAAACACUGAGGAUGCUAAGUCAAACCCACCUUCAUUCUCCAGCCUUCAAUGAAAUGCAACAAAGAUAUGGUCCCUACAGGUCUCCGGGAGGAGAGUCUCAAAUGCUUCAAAAUUUUGCGCACAUUCACCCACCAAAUUUUCAUUUUCCCAGAAGCAGCAUUGGAGGCCGAAUUGGGAGUGAUCUUUCAUUAUCAGUGGCUGAUCAACAACAGUGGCAAACCGGGCCUUCACGUUAUUUAGCAACUGCUGCAGCAUCAUCAAGUUUCCAACAAGAGAUAAGACCCUCUUCUCAAGGUUGGCUGCAGAAAAAUGGGCUCCACAGUCUCAUGAGACCCUCAUGAUCCCUAUUAUAAAUAGAGAAUUUUCUGCCUCGCCAAGUACUAGUUACAUUCAAAUAAUCGUAAUCUGCUCCCUAAGUAAUAUUAUUAUUGUUACCCUUCCAGGGUUUCACCCCCAAAAAAUUAUUAUUUUCUUUUCUUAGCAUGUAAAAUAGGAUGCAGUGUUAGAUUGUGUCCAUGUCCAACCCAGACCCCUCGUCACACAAGGCCACAACUUUACUAUUGAGGUGAAAAAGAAAAGGAUAAAAGAAAAGAAAAAAAAAAGAAGAGAAAAUCCAAAUUGGGAACUUACUACUGGUCUGGGGUCAGUCAAACUAACAAACGGACGAAAUCUUUAACUAGAUAUUCUGGGCUCUGACUAAAAUUUUAGGAUCUUAUAUAACUCUGAUUUUAUUGCUUUUCUGCGGUUGUGGUAUAUUUAUGACAGCACCUAUUCGUUUCUUGAUUUGGGAUGUAUUGCUAUCACAUAUACAUGGUUGUUGUCAAUUUGUUCCU